Scheffersomyces amazonensis is the source of this 2139-nucleotide messenger RNA. RefSeq lists its product as uncharacterized. Bases 1 to 2139 code for a protein of 712 amino acids. The record is from RefSeq and is a predicted model, not a curated record. Gene Ontology annotation, cellular component: membrane. The transcript has a single exon. Lineage: Eukaryota; Fungi; Ascomycota; Pichiomycetes; Serinales; Debaryomycetaceae.
AUGACAGUUACAACCAAUUGGUUUGAUCCUCUUCCUAUAACUGAAUAUGUAAAAAUUAAUGAGCAGAGCUCAAAAGAUAUUCCUGAUACUUAUCCUGUUGACAAAGAAUUGUUUGGUGGAGAAUUGGAUAUUAGAAGUGGACCAAUUUUAAAAUUAGUUAGUAGUUUGGAUAAUGGUAAUGGAUAUCGUGGUUCAAUUUUAUUGGUUAUUAAAACUAAAGAUGUUAAUACGGCUGUUGCACCUGUUAUCACUUAUCAAAUUGGCCCAGCCACAAAAUCUGACCCUGAAAAAGAUACACAACCAAGUUUAUCAUCAGGUGAAUUCAGUUCUACAAAAUUCUAUCAAGUUGAAAGUGAAGGUUUAGCUUUCUAUAGAUAUACAAUUGAUUUGACAUUAGUGGAUUUCGAACAAAAAGUUCAAUAUUAUAUCAAUGGCCAUUUUAAAAAAUCAUUUCAAUUUUAUAUCCCAUCUAAACAUGAAUCUAUGAAUGUUAUUUCAUUUUCAUGUAAUGGUUUCUCAUUAGGUACUGAUACUACUAAAUUUAAAUCAUCAUUAUGGUUAGAUGUCUUAAAGAAGCAUGAUACUCAACAUUAUCAUGUUAUGCUUGGAGGAGGUGAUCAAAUCUAUUCUGAUGCAGUUAAAUUACAUUCUGAAUACUUGAAAAAAUGGACAACUGAAAGAAAUCCAGUUAAAAAACAUAGUUUACCUGCCACUACUGAAUAUAUUGCUGAAUUGGAAGAUUUUUAUUUAAAUCAUUAUUUGGGAUGGUUUGGAAAAGGAUUUUGGAAAGGAACUAAUGGUAAAACUUUACAAACUAUGUUUCCUCUUACUUUAUCCCAAAUUCCUCUGAUUAAUAUAUAUGAUGAUCAUGAUAUUAUUGAUGGAUUUGGAUCAUAUCAUGAUGCAACUAUGAGAUCUCCAGUAUUUUCAGCCGUUGGAAAUGUAGCUUAUAAAUAUUAUAUGAUUUUCCAACAUCAUAUUAGUCCUGAAGAGAAGUUACAUGAAUCAGAUACUAAUUGGAUUUUAGGUUCAAAUCCUGGACCUUAUAUUAAACAAAAGAAUCAUUCUGUCUAUACCAGAUUAGGUAAACAAAUUGCCUUAGUUGGGUUUGAUUGUAGAACUGAACGUAAGUUGAAACAAGUGGUUACAGAGUCAACUUAUUCUAUAAUCUUCAAAAAGUUAAAAAGUGAAAUUACUGCUGAUCCAAAUAUAAAGCAUUUAUUGGUUAUGUUAGGUAUUCCUAUUUUCUAUCCUCGUUUAGUUUGGUUGGAAUGGUUAUUAACAUCGACUCUUUUCUUACCAAUCAGAGCUUUGGCUGAAAAAGGGGUUGUUGCCAGAGGUUUAGUAAAUGAAUUUGAUGGUGAUGUAGAAGUAUUAGAUGAUUUAAAUGAUCAUUGGUGUUCAAAGCAUCAUAAAAGAGAAAGAAAUAAAUUGAUUCAAGAUUUAAUUCAAUUUGGAUCUGAAAAUGGGGUCAGAAUUACUAUCUUAUCAGGAGAUGUUCAUUUAUGUUGUGUUGGUAGAAUUAAAUCUAAAUAUCAUCAUCAUCUUAAUGCUCAUAAAUUAAUUGGUAAGGAAGAAGAAGCAGAAGAAGAAAAUAAAGAUGUUACUGCAUUCCCAGAGAAUGAUCCAAGAUUAAUUUUUAAUAUUGUUAGUUCUGCAAUUAUCAAUACUCCUCCACCAGAUGCUAUGGCAACUUUAUUAGAUAAGAGAAGUUCUAUUCAUCAUUAUAAUAAAGAUACUGAUGAAGAUGUUAUACCAUUAUUUGUAAAUGAACCUACUGGAGAACCAAGAGGUAAUCAUCAAUUCUUAAAUAAAAGAAAUUGGUCUGAUUUAAUUAUUGCACCUCAAUCUAUUUAUAAAAGGGAAAUAAAUCCUGAAGAUCCGAUUCGUAAAUUUCCUCAACCAGUUAAAUUUGAUAAUCGAGAGAAAUUAACUAUUCAUAAUCAUAAUUUAAAUGAAAAGCAUCCUGAUUCAAGACAUAUAAAGUAUCCUUUAUUAGAAGAUACUUUAGUAACUACAAUUCAUGUUGAACAAGAUACUGAAGAUUUUACUGCUCCAACUACAGAUUAUGAAUUAUUAAUUCCUAGUUUAGCAGGUAAAUAUAAGGUAGAAUUAGCUCCUGUUAAGCACUUACAUUAG